UGUGUUUUUGCGCUUCGCAAACCGGUAGCAAUGGUGUGAGGGGAUGUGGGAGGAAGAAAUGGCUCAUCUAAGGGAGGCUACUACCACGUUUUUUUCUCUUGACAACUUCCGGUAGAAAAGCUUCGUCAUUUAGAACAACACGUCCACAGCAUGGUUUACGUGUCUGGUGGUCAGAUCCUCAAUUCUAAGUCACGAUGGCGGCUUUCCUUCAUUCCAGAUAUAUUUUGGGGAAUCAUCAAUUUCAUUGUCCUCUUCUUUCAGACAAUGAUUAAUCCCAACAUGUCCAAACGAGGUUCUGCGUAUACGUCAGACUACAGGCCACCAGGAAGUGGUCCAGGAGGGCCACCUGGAGGCCCAAGACGAAGAAUGGGUGGCUUUGGAGGAGGCGGGGGUGCACCAAGCCCACCUCCUAUGGGUGGUGGAUGAGGACGCUAGCGUGUCACCUGCAUCCUAGCAUGGUUGACACGCAAUAUAUUCAUCUCCUUUAUGCAGUGACCUUUAUUUUUAGGGAUUUCGUUUAUGUAUCACAUGAAAUUUUUGUGUGCAUUUUUAUAUAGUUUUUUUAAAGAAGUUUUUAAAGUCAUUAUUUCUUACAUGUGCAAAAUCAGAAACACUGUUUAUCAUGUUUCUAUGGGAUCUAAAAAAUGCAGAGGUAUUAUUAUCUUCACUAAUUCUAAAAACCCUCGUCUGCAUCUUUGUCCCAGGGUACGAUAUUUGUUCAUACAUAUUUGCCAAGUUCACAUCCCAUUGAAGUCCCAAGCUUAAAGGUCACAAACCAAGCAUUUGCUGUCUGCAGUGUAGCACUGUUUGCUGCACAAUAUGAUGGGAGAGCUGUAAAGCCUUGGUCCGGCACUUCCUGAACAGCCACAGCAUUUGCUGGGAUCUUUUAUUUUACUUUUUGACUGUCCCAACUCUCUCUCUCUGUCUCUCUUGUACAUAGGUAAAAGGGAAGGUUCAUGCAAAAGACUUUGCACUCACUUGUAGGAUAGGAUGCUAUUCGCCUUGGUCUUAGACUAGGUAACAUAGGCCUAGUCAAAAAGCUAUCUGCAAAGACCUGAGUUUGGCUGUUGACACUUGAUGUAUAACUGAGUGUUUGUUUGGGAAAUGAAACCUUAUGAUGUUAAAGUUUUCUGCUAUGUUUAAAUGUAAGUACACAGUGAUUUCCUUGAAGGACUGUAAAAAGUUGUUAACGUUUUUAGUGUCUGUUGUGAUAAACUGAUGUGCAGUGAAAGGAUGUAUGUGUCUGUUGACUUCAGUGUAAUGGAAAGAGCAGCUAGGUACUUGGCUAUAUAAAUUUAACAUUUUUAAUGUAUGCAAUGUAUGAUUCAUUAUUCAUUGUUUAUUAUUUAUUUUAUUCACUUGUAUGUGCUCAUACAUUAAGCUCAUUUCGUGGUUCUCUUUUAAUUACUAAAUUUUGUCAACAAGAGAACCGCUACUUCAAGAGUAAUUAAAAUUGAAAAUCUUUGGCAAAUGGUUUCAUAGCGAGAGAAUUUCUUUAUGCCAUUCUUGUUUGAACACUAUUAAAUCUGAAGUUCAUAGUAUUUUACAUUUGCAACUACAUUUGCAGGUGAAAAUUCUAGCUUUUCAGAUAUUCUGACAAGUUUUCAUGGUCCUGGUUAUUUGCUUAUACUAGAGUAGAUGGUCUUCUGUGUACUGACAAAUGAAUACCAAAUUAUGCACUCCAUUUGGAUUGGCCAGACCUAAUAUUUAUGUGCUGUUGUAGACAGUGACUGAUGAUCAUGUGAACAAAUUCUUGCUUUUGCACAAGCACAGUAACUUUAAUAAGAAAAAUAUUCUCUAUGCUUAAGGUUGUUAGUUUGUGUAUUAUGGGGUAAAGUGCCACAGACAAGUAAGGGUGAUCAGAAAAAUGACCGUUUACUUCCUUAGGCUAAUUAUUCUAAAAUAUAAAGGUCUUAAGCUAAUUGCCAGAAACAUCAAAAGUAUACUAUUCCUAAACAGCUCCAUACUUUAAUUUCAAUGAUAUUUCCAAAGAUUCUGAGCAAGUGUCCUCUCGAAAAAUAUUUCUAAAAAUCUUGUGAUUACUACAAAUGCCCAAUUGGCUGUUUGUUAAGAAGUGAAUUUUGAUAUGGGUGCAAUGGACACAGCUGAUCUUAUUCUGUAGAUUCACAAUGAAGAAUGAAAUGAAUCUUUGGAUCUUCGUGGUUUAUGAAUGUUGAUUGCAAAACAUUGUGUGGAUGGUGAGAAUAAAGUAAAUCUGAUGACUUGUU
This is a messenger RNA of Pomacea canaliculata, 2228 nucleotides long. RefSeq names its product selenoprotein K-like. The record is from RefSeq and is a predicted model, not a curated record. NCBI's taxonomy places the organism in Eukaryota, Metazoa, Mollusca, Gastropoda, Architaenioglossa, Ampullariidae. The coding region runs from base 151 to 426 and encodes 91 amino acids. The transcript has 6 exons. Gene Ontology annotation, cellular component: endoplasmic reticulum membrane; Golgi apparatus. Gene Ontology annotation, biological process: endoplasmic reticulum calcium ion homeostasis; calcium ion transport.